Peromyscus eremicus (cactus mouse) is the source of this 2351-nucleotide messenger RNA. Its product is annotated as zinc finger protein 883-like. Gene Ontology annotation, biological process: regulation of DNA-templated transcription. The record is from RefSeq and is a predicted model, not a curated record. NCBI's taxonomy places the organism in Eukaryota, Metazoa, Chordata, Mammalia, Rodentia, Cricetidae. The transcript has 4 exons. The coding region runs from base 130 to 2070 and encodes 646 amino acids.
GUCAGCCAAGCAGUCGACUCCGAGGCUCUAGGCCCCAAAAGACGCUUGGGUUCCGUGUGUGCUGCGCUGUGACCCGCUGCCGGGAGCUGAGAGGAGAGCCGGGCGAGCUCGGAAUCCGCGGAAUCCGCCAUGGAUGCAGUGACCUAUGAGGAUGUGCAUGUGAACUUCACUCAUGAAGAGUGGGCUUUGUUGGAUCCUUCCCAGAAGAGUCUGUACAAAGAUGUGAUGUUGGAAACCUAUUGGAACCUCACUAUUGUAGGUUACAAAUGGGAAGACUACAAUAUUGAAGAAUAUUAUCAAAGUUCUAGAAGACAUGGAAGGUAUAUCAACUGUCAGUGUGCAUACAACUCAUGUGAGCAUAAGGGAUAUGGAAAGAAGCAAUAUACCUCUGUUUCUCCUGGAACAAUUGUAAGAUAUGUAGUAGUCCCCACUGUGAGAAGACAUGAUGACUAUGAUACAAGUUUAUACUCUCACAUUGGAGAAAACCCUUAUGAGUACAAGGAAUAUGGAAAUUCUUCUGUCUGUACUGAUUCACUUUGCACAUGUAGUGUGACUCACAGUAUAAAAAAAUAUUAUGCAUGCAAUCAAUGUUGUAAAACUCUGAGUUCUUCCAGUUCUUUUCAAAGAUAUGAAAAAUCUCAUAUGGGAAGAGGAAGUGAUAAAUGUGAGCUUUGUACUGAUGACUUUAGCCAUCACAGUUAUCUGCAAACACACAAAACAACCAAUAAUGAAGAGGAUCUCUAUGAAUGUAAUCAACAUGAUAGUACCUUUAGAUAUGAUUCCUCUAUAAAAGUAUACCAAAGAACUCAUUUGGAGGAAAAGCCCUAUGAAUAUGAUCAAAGUGAUGAAGUCCCUACAUGUCACAGUCUUCAUCAAAUACAUAGAACUCAUUCUAGUGUGAAAAACUAUGAAUAUCAGCAAUGUGAUAAAGCUUUUACAAGUCCCAGUUAUCUUCAAAUAUAUAAAAAAAUUUAUACUGGAGAGAAACCCUAUGGAUGUACUCAAUGUGAUAAAGCCUAUGCAUGUUCUAGUUAUCUUCAAAUACAUAAAAGAAUUCAUACUGGAGAGAAACCCUAUGAAUGUAAUCAAUGUGGUAAAGCCUUUAUACAGAAGAGUCAUCUUCACAGGCAUGAAAGAAGUCAUACUGGAGAGAAACCCUAUGAAUGUAAUUACUGUGGUAAAGCCUUUGCACACAAGUAUAAGCUUCUCAUUCAUGAAAGAAUUCAUACUGGAGAGAAACCCUAUGAAUGUAAUCACUGUGGUAAAGCCUUUGCAGAGAAGUGUAAUCUUCUCAGUCAUGAAAGAAGUCAUACUGGAGAGAAACCCUAUGGUUGUAAUCAGUGUGGUAAAGCCUUUGCACAGAAGAGUGAUCUUCGAAGUCAUGAAAGAAUCCAUACUGGAGAGAAACCCUAUGAAUGUAAUCAAUGUAGUAAAGCCUUUGCACAGAAGAGUAAUCUCCGUAGUCAUCAAAGAAUUCAUACUGGAGAGAAACCGUAUCAAUGUAAGCAGUGUGGUAAAGCCUUUGCACAGAAGAGUAAUCUUUUUAGUCAUGAAAGAAAACAUAUUGGAGAGAAACUCUAUCUAUGUAAUCAAAGCGCUAAAGCCUUUACACUGGAGAAUUUUCUCAUUCAUAAAAGAAGUCAUACAGGAGAGAAAGCCUAUGAAUGUAAUCAAUGUGAUAAAGCCUUUGCAAGGAAGAGUCAUCUUCUCAGUCAUAAAAGAAUUCAUACUGGGGAGAAACCCUAUGAAUGUAAUCAGUGUGGGAAAUCUUUUGCACGCAGCAGUAAUCUUCACAGGCAUGAAAAAUGUCAUACUGGAGAGAAACCCUAUGAAUGUAAUCAAUGUGAUAAAGCCUUUGCACGUAAAACCCAUCUUCAGAGUCAUGAAAGAUGUCACACUGGAGAGAAACCCUAUGGGUAUAAUCAAUAUGGUAGAGAUUUUGCAUGUAACAGUCCCCUUCAGGUAAAGGAAAGAACCCUUAUUGGAGAGAAACCAUAUGAAGGUAAUCAAUGUGGUAAAGACUUUUCACAGAACAAUUAUCCUCACAAUCCUGAAAGAAAUUAUUCUUGACAAAAACCCAAUGCAUGUAGUCAGUGUGGUAAAGUCUUGCCAUGUUGCAUUGUCCUUCAGAAUCAUGAAAAAUUUCAUACUGGUGAAAAUCCCCAUAAACCUAAUGAGUGAGUCAAGCCUUGCAGUCCACAUGUUUUUCCCACCGAGCUGUCUCACUGGUGCUUGAGUUAGUAGAGCCUCUCAUUAGUUAAAAUAUAGUCGCUUUCAAGUUGUUAACAUAUUGUGUUCCAAGAAUACAGAAACAUGAUAAUUUCAAUAAUAAAAUAUAUUUUCAAAUGAAA